AUGGCGUCGAGCUUGGCACACUUGGCGGGGAAUCUCUCCUCAGUGAACUUUGACAAGUUUCGCGAGGUCUCGAAAGUGUUCACCACGUCGGAGAUGGGCAUGACCACGCGGAAAGGCGUUUAUCCGUACGAGUACACGGAUUCGUGGGAUAAACUGUGCGAGACGUCGUUACCAGACAAGUUCAAGUUUUACAGUGCGUUGACAGAGUCGCAUGUUAGCGAUGAGGAUUAUGACCAUGCGACUCGGGUUUGGAACCAUUUCGGCUGCACGACGCUAGGCGCAUAUAGUGACUUGUACCUGAAAAUCGACGUGCUGAUAAGCGCAGACGUCUUUGAAAAUUUCAGGGAUAUAUGUAUGUCUACAUAUCACCUGGACCCCGCGCAUUACUACACGUCACCAGGAUUCAGUUUCGAUAGCAUGCUAAAGUUUACGAAAGUUCAACUUGAACUUUUAGUCGACUUUGAGAAAGUUCUCUUUUAUGAGUCUGGAACCCGCGGCGGUCUGGUGCAGGCCAGCAAGCGUCAUGCGCGAGCCAACAAUUUCGAGACGCCUGGAUACAAUGCCGAUGAACCUAGCACGUCGCUCAUAUACCUAGAUGGGAAUCCUGAAGUCGCGCUGGCCCAGCUGGAGUGGAUGGGCGAGACGGACGAUGUGGGUAGAAUUUACGAAGUUGACAUUUCGUAUCCGCAACACUUGCACGGCGCCCACAACGAUAUGCCGUUCCUGCCCUACGCUAGCAUACCACCAGGGUCGAGUGUACGAAAGUUGAUGGUAACAUUUCUGCGGAAAGAACGCUACGUGGUCCAUUAUAUGAAUCUAAAACAGGCCAUGGCCCACGGAGUCGUAGUCGAAAAAACGCACAGAGUGUUGGAGUUCCGUCAAACUCCAUGGUUAGCACCGUAUAUUAAUUUAAACACGGAAUUACGCAAGCAGGCGACAAACAAAUUUGAAGAGCAAUUUUUCAAAGACUUGAAUAAUUCGGUGUUCGGGAAAUCGAUUGAGAACAUGCGUAAACGGUUUAAUUUGGAACUCGUAUCAUGCCCCGUAAGGAUGCGUAAGCUGAUAAACCAACCAACUUUCAACUACUGCACAACUUAUAACGAAAAUCUCUCGGUGGUGGUUCAGCAUAGCAAAGAAGUGGAUUUCUGCAAGCCGAUCUAUAUAGGAUUUACCGUACUAGAACUCAGCAAAGUUCUAAUGUACGGAUUUCAUUAUGACGUCAUGAAGCGCCAUUACGGCGAUAAGAUCGACUUGCUGUACACCGAUACUGAUUCGUUAUUCUACCGCGUGACGACGAAUGAUUUUUACGACGACUGUAUUAACAAUUCGAAUCUGAUGCGGUUUAUGGACACCUCUAAUUUACUGAAAGACCACAAAUGCUAUUCAACUGCGAGGAAACGGAUUCCGGGGCUGUUCAAAAACGAAACCAAUGCCCGUACUGUAUAUGAGUACGUAGCUCUACGCGCCAAGUCUUAUGCGUACGACGUGGAAGAGGAGGUUACAAUUCGCGCGAAGGGUGUCAUGAGACACGUUAUUAGAAAUCACCUAACUUUCGCCGAGCAUAAGAGGUGUAUGUUUGCCGACGUGGACGACGGUGCGGAAUCCGACGAGUGUGACGACGAAUUCGACGCAAAUAUGGGGAAAAUGAUCGCAGUCGACUCCGCGCUGAAAGCUGUCGCCCAAAUACAUCGGAACGCCUCAACGUCUGCAACAAAUUCACCGUCGACCACACAUCCGUCACACUUUUAUUGCUAUAUGCCUUUUACACCGUAUAGAGAAAAUGUCUCUAUACAGUCGUUUAAACACGAAAUGCGUACGAUUAGGACUAUGAAACUAGUUUUAAACAGGGCCGACGAUAAGCGUCAUGUGUUACCGGACAACAUUUCAACGUACGCGCACGGUCAUCACCGCAUAAAUUAUUAA
Molecule: messenger RNA, 1923 nt
Organism: Metopolophium dirhodum (rose-grain aphid)
Lineage: Eukaryota; Metazoa; Arthropoda; Insecta; Hemiptera; Aphididae
Exons: 5
Coding region: 1-1923 (640 amino acids)
Source: RefSeq, a predicted model, not a curated record